ACAUAAUUCAUUAGAACAGUGUUAGCCGCUAACCAGUUCAACUGAGCGACCUGGGAAAUUAUCGGGAAAUCGACACCAUUUUUCAUCCUUCCUCUUGUGUUUCUUUUCUGUUGACGUAGACAGAACUGCACUACACUUUUUAGAGGGUUUGUGUCGGACGAUCACUUAACUCCGGAAUCGCAGAGUGACAUCUUGACUGGCUUACCGCAGGAGCUAUCAUGGCUCGUUGCCGAGAUCUGUGGUCCAGGAACCUCCUGGCUCUCUCUCUGCUCUUCUACUUCCUGCUAACUUUAGAUGUACACGCGCGUCCAGCCAACAUGUCAUCCUCCAAGGAUAAGUCUCUGGCCUCUAAGGAUGAGAACGAGAUCCUUCCACCGGACCACCUGAAUGGGUUAAAGAUGGAAAUGGAUGGCCACCUUAACAAGGACUUCCACCAGGAAGUGUUCCUGGGGAAAGAGAUGGACAACUUUGAAGAGGAUUCAGAGCCAAAGCGGAACAGAAAGAAGCUCAUUGAGAUUUUUACCAAAGUUGAUGUCAACAAGGAUCGGAGUGUGAGUGCCAAGGAGAUGCAGCACUGGAUCAUGGAGAAGACGAAGGAGCACUUCAAGGAGGCCGUGGAGGAGAACAAGAACAGUUUCCGGGCCGUUGAUCCAGAUGGGGACGGUUACGUAACAUGGAAUGAGUACAAAGUCAAGUUUCUCGCCAGCAAAGGUUUUAAUGAAACAGAGGUUACUGAUAAAAUAAAGAAGAAGGAAGAGCUGAAACUGGACGAGGAAACUCAGGAGGUGUUGGAGAGCCUAAAGGACCGCUGGUUUCAAGCCGAUAAUCCUCCUGCUGACAAGCGGCUGGAUGAAGAGGAGUUUCUCUCCUUCCUCCACCCUGAGCACAGCAAAGGCAUGCUCAGAUACAUGGUGAAGGAAAUAGUGCGAGACUUGGACCAGGACAGAGACUGGAAGCUGACCCUGUCGGAGUUCAUCUCUCUACCUGUGGGCACCGUGGAGAACCAGCAGGGACAGGACAUCGACGACGACUGGGUCAAAGAGAGAAAGAAGGAGUUUGAGGAAGUCAUUGACUCGGACCGCGAUGGCAUCGUAACCAUGAAUGAGCUGGAGGCGUACAUGGACCCGAUGAACGAGCACAACGCUCUGAACGAGGCCAAGCAGAUGAUUGCUGUUGCAGACGAGAACCAGAACCACCGUUUGGAGCUGGAAGAAAUCCUGAGGUACAGCGAAUACUUCACCGGCAGCAAGCUCAUGGAUUACGCCAAAAACGUGCAUGAAGAAUUCUGAGCACAAAACCUUCCCUCCUCCACACACACACACACGCGCACACGCACACACACACACACAAACCUCCUAAAUUUGAUUCAGGGACAAGUCAGGAUCUGUUGUUUGUUUUAUCCCAUCACUGGCUUUUUUCCCCCAAACAUUGAAAGUUAACACGAUGUACUUUCUGUGCAACAUCAAACGGUAAUUUGGGGAUUUUGUCUUCUCCAAAUAAAUUUCUUAAAUUGUGAAAUGUGUGUAUAUGAUGAAUUUUAGCCCAGAUGGUACUGUUUGUGUUGGGUGGUGCAGCCAUUUCACCAGCAUGUCUAUAUACUGUGUAAAUAUUGACAUUUGUUGCAUAGCCAUGUUUGUUGGAGAGAACAGAGCUAAUUGGAUGUAAUAUGGACAGUUAGUCUCAUUUAUAAGUCAUUGCUUUGAGUUUUUUCUAAAAUUAAUUUCUGAUGCUCUUCUGUGUCACAGUAGGAAUAAUUGGAUUGAUUAAAAACCUGUUAAUGUUCCUAAAAGCUGCAUCAGUAAUAUAGAUAUAUAUAUAUAUAUAUAUAUAUAUAUAUAUAUAUAUAUAUAUAUAUAUAUAUAUAUAUAUAUAUAUAUAUAGAUAGAUAUAGAUAUCACAUAGAUAUUCAUUCAAACUAGCUAAUUAUAAAAAAUAAUUAAGAAAGAAAUUAAUAUAUUACCAGUGGUUGUUACUUUGAUGAACAGAAAAAUAAAUUGCAUCUGUAUGCAACAUGUCUAUUUUCUUUUAUAAUGAUUAAAGCUCUGACUUUUCCAACAGGAGCUUAACUUCUUUAUACUUUUAUUCAUGUGGAUGAAGAUGGAUUUUAUUUAUUGACUUGUUUAAUUUUGAAUGUUUUAAUGCCUUGCACUUAUUUACUUUGGGUGUCCUUGUGUUGGUUCCUCAUAAUUAUUCAGGUUUCUGUGAAAUUCUCUGUUUUGUUUAUUUUUUAAGUGCAUGAAGAAAAAAAUUAAGUCCACAUGAAGCGUUGGAGUCCAUAUGCUGCUGGUUGUGCUGUCCUCAGUUGUGCUGCCCUCGAUUCGAUUGUAAAAUAAGAUUUAUAAUAACAGAAUGUUUUGGCUUUUUAAAAUGUACAACAAAUAAACAUUUAUCAACCAAAACACAA
Messenger RNA from Gambusia affinis (western mosquitofish), 2404 nucleotides. RefSeq names its product stromal cell derived factor 4 (gene sdf4). Bases 219 to 1289 code for a protein of 356 amino acids. Gene Ontology annotation, molecular function: calcium ion binding. Lineage: Eukaryota; Metazoa; Chordata; Actinopteri; Cyprinodontiformes; Poeciliidae. The transcript is spliced from 7 exons. Gene Ontology annotation, cellular component: endoplasmic reticulum. Gene Ontology annotation, biological process: calcium-ion regulated exocytosis. The record is from RefSeq and is a predicted model, not a curated record.